Messenger RNA from Microdochium trichocladiopsis, 1303 nucleotides. RefSeq lists its product as uncharacterized. The transcript has a single exon. The coding region runs from base 305 to 1222 and encodes 305 amino acids. NCBI's taxonomy places the organism in Eukaryota, Fungi, Ascomycota, Sordariomycetes, Xylariales, Microdochiaceae. The record is from RefSeq and is a predicted model, not a curated record.
GCUUCUUCCACGGCUUCUACGCACUAUCGCCAUCGGCGAUUUUCGGCCGGCGCUCUAUAGUUUCUAUUUUGGUGAAAUGUCUUGGCACGAGAAGCAUGUUCCCGCGUCGCGAUUGCCUCGCGCAACCGUUGCUUCCCACGAUGUAUAAGUAUGGACUGCUCCUGUGGCUCUCGCAAGCUCAAUCGACUCCUGCUAGUCUCAACAUCAGACAUUGUACACUGUAGUCACUUGCUCAGAUCAAGCUCUCUGCAAUCUUCAUCAGUUCCACGUUAAAUUCAUCACUCUUAAACGCCUCUCAAACGCCAUGUCUACCAACAGCCUUUGGUUUAUUGUUGGGGCUACCAGCGGCUUCGGUCUCGAGAUUGCCACUCAGGCUCUUGCUCGAGGUGACCAGGUCGCCGCGACCUCCCGCAAGGCUACGUCCUCGGACAAGCUCAGGGCCCUCGAGGCCCAAGGUGCACUGCUGCUCGAUCUUGACGCCACAAGCCCUGACCAGGUUCUCAAGGACGCCAUCACAAAGACAACACAGCACUUUGGCCGUACCAUUACCUAUUUCAUCAACGCUGUCGGCUACAUCCUCGAGGGUGCCGCCGAGGAGAUCAGUGCGGAGGAGGGUCUAAGGAGCAUCACAACCAAUGUCCUCGCUGUCAUGAACCUCAGCCGCAUCGAGACCGAGUACCUGCGCUCGUCCAGACCCAAGUCGGAUAGUGGCAGCCCACCACACCUCGGAGGCAUUGCCAACUUUGGGAGCGUGGGCAGCUGGCACGGUGGUCCCGCGUACAGCCACUACGCCGCGGCCAAGUGGGCAGUCUCAGGCUUUACCGAGUCGCUGUUUUCCGAGCUGGAGUCCUUCGGUAUCCACGCAAUCGUGGUCGAGCCUGGCUACUUCCGCACCGGCUUUCUCAACCCUGGCGGUGGCAACCGGUUGUUUGCCGCGAAGCAGCUUGAUAAUGAGUACAAAGGCACAGCUGUCGAGACUGUCAAGCAAGCUCUCACCAGCGUGGACAACAACCAACCUGGUGAUGUUGUCAAGGGCUGCAAGGUCAUCAUUGAUGUCCUCACAGGCACCGGUGCCGCGGAGGGUAAGAAGAGGGGCAUGCGGCUGAUCCUGGGCAAGGACUGCGUGAAGGCCGUAAGAGAAAAGAUGGCCCGGACGGAGAAGUAUAUCCAGGAGUGGGAAGACGUGAUCACCAAGACGGAUCACGAUGAUGUUAGUGCUUGAGCAACGAACCACUGGGCGAGGCUCGGACAAGGGCCGAACAUGUUAGAUGGAGCAUUGGGACAGCGAAUGUUUAGCAAAUGC